Messenger RNA from Mauremys mutica (yellowpond turtle), 647 nucleotides. RefSeq names its product cystatin-A5-like. The record is from RefSeq and is a predicted model, not a curated record. The coding region runs from base 229 to 537 and encodes 102 amino acids. The transcript is spliced from 4 exons. Gene Ontology annotation, cellular component: cytosol. NCBI's taxonomy places the organism in Eukaryota, Metazoa, Chordata, Testudines, Geoemydidae. Gene Ontology annotation, molecular function: cysteine-type endopeptidase inhibitor activity.
GCUAAGUUGAGCCAGACGCCUCUACUUUGCUGCUGGCCUCUACACCAGAGACUGAGCUGUGCUAACCACUGCCUGUGGAGCAGGACCCCGAGGAAGGGGAGCUGCUAAGGCUGCCAUUGGCCGAGUAUCCCGAGGAGCUGCUGGGUGCCGUGUACCCAAAGGAGACUGAGGGCCCAGGAGCAACGAAGCCCUACGAAUAGGUAAUCUUCCUUGUCAGCGUUUCCCAACAUGUCAUCAGAAGAUAGCUGGUCGGAGCCUUUGCCUGUGCAAGAAAUCCAAGAAAUUGCUGACAAGGUGAAGCCACAGCUGGAAAAGAAAGUGGACAAGACAUAUCGAGUCUUUGUAGCCAACCAGUAUAGAUAUCUGAAAAACAUAGUUGGUGCAAGCCACUACCUCAUUAAGGUCUCCGUCAGCAACAGCACUGAUGAGUGUGUACACUUGUAUGUGGUACAAAUGGUUAUUGCUACCCCAGUGGAUCCAGAACUCAAGAAGUAUCAGCUGAACAAAACCAAAGAUGAUCCACUGGAGCCAUUUUGAUUGAGAUGCUUGGGACGGGCUCUUCUGUUGCUCUUUCUGCAGACUCCCAGCUCAUACAACCAGUGCCAAUACAUGAACGAAAAUAAAAUGUAACUGAUUUUGAAAACUAA